AUGGCUGCUGCCGAUGGAAAUAGCAGCGAUGAACUAUCUUCUAGCGUUCUACUACCAGAAGAUAGUGCUGGAAGUUCUGUUUCUUCGCGCUUACAAGAAGAAUAUGAUGAACUAUUGCGCUAUGCUGUUGUUACCCCUAAUGUACCGUUAGUUCAUAAAAGCAACGGAUUAAUCGAUGAUAAGCAAGAAGACAAGAGUAAUCUUGCAGAAAAGAUGACAAAUAUACGGUAUCAUACAUCACCAAAAGAAACUGUUAUUCGCCACUUCGUAGAUCCUGAAGAUGAAGACGAGGAACAAAAUUUACGUGUUAAAAAGAGUUUCGUCACAGUAAUCAGCGAUGAAGAUAGCGAAAAUAGUCAGAAUUCGAUACUAUCUAAUCUAAGUCAAGCGCAAUCACCAUCAAUUGAUGCAGAUUUAGCUAGAUUAGAAAAUCAAAUGAAUUCUUGGAGUCUUGACUUUAAAAGAAAUAUAUUGGCUGAAUUCACUCAAUCUAAACUAGGACUUAUAAGUAAGUAUAAAGAGUUGAUCAAAGAGGAAAAAGAAAGACAUGUGAUUGAAAUAGAAAAAUAUAACAGCGAGAUUGAAAGUUUAAAAGAAUUAUUAUCCACAUACGAACACUCAAUACAGAGAAAAGACUGUGUUGUAUCCGAUCUAACCAAGGCAUUAGAGAAACAGCGUGAACGCUUAGCAUUAUCUCAACAAUUUUGCAAAUGGAAAUUGCACUUAUUUGAUAAAAAGCGCGAAGCAUUUGCUACUAAGUUAGCUACUAAACAUUAUCGUCGAACUAUCGCGGGACGUGCAUGGGUUGCAUGGCAUGGAGUUGUAGAAGCUAAAUGGAGACAGCGAGUAGAAAAGUCUUGCCAGGCUAGGGCACAAGAAGUAUGUAUGGCUUUAACAGAAGAAUAUGAACAAAAGUUAGCCGCACUAUCUAGGAAAUAUGAAGACUCUAGAGCUGAAAUUGCUCGAAUGCAAAAGGAAAGACAACAUUAUGAAGAAACGAUGAAAAAAGCUUUUAUGCGUGGCGUUUGUGCAUUAAAUUUAGAGGCAAUGACCAUGUUCCAAGAAGCAGCUAUGGCUUCAGAAGAAGAAGCUUCUCCUGAUCGUGAUAAUGUUCAACCUGGUAUAGCUAUAAGCAAAGAGUUCAUGGACAGUGUCUCACAAUGGACACAGAAUCAGACUUUGCAAAUACAUCAACCAAACGAUGUGCCAGCGCAACCACAUUUAGUGACUGACUUAAAUAACCGUAGUAAAGAAACUAACAACCAGAAUAAAGCGACGAUAAAAGCUACGUUAGCGACGCGAAAUCAACUACCAAACCCAGCAGCGAAAGUUAAGGUUGAACGCCAUAGUGACAGUAUACUUACACCACAUGGCGACGUAUUAUCCAAAAAACGUUCAGCUGUAUCUAAAAAGGCCCUCGAUAGUAAGAGUAGAAAAACAGCUGGAGCUAUUAGUAAAUCAGCUCAUUUGAUCAAAGUUGUUGAAUAA
Messenger RNA from Trichoplax adhaerens, 1488 nucleotides. RefSeq lists its product as uncharacterized. The coding region runs from base 1 to 1488 and encodes 495 amino acids. The transcript is spliced from 8 exons. NCBI's taxonomy places the organism in Eukaryota, Metazoa, Placozoa, Uniplacotomia, Trichoplacea, Trichoplacidae. The record is from RefSeq and is a predicted model, not a curated record. Gene Ontology annotation, cellular component: centrosome.